Messenger RNA from Corylus avellana, 2787 nucleotides. NCBI's taxonomy places the organism in Eukaryota, Viridiplantae, Streptophyta, Magnoliopsida, Fagales, Betulaceae. The record is from RefSeq and is a predicted model, not a curated record.
ACUCUAAACCCUAAACCCUAUAGCUCCCAACCUCUGAAACCCAAAAAAAUCAAAAAAGCUCUAGCUCCGCGAAUUCUUCAGGGUGGGGUUACUGUUCGAAUGGCAGAUGUUGCUGGAAAUGUACUGCUGCUAACAAUGGAGGGUGCCGAUGCAACAAAAUUGUUCCAGAUAAUUUUGAAGUACAUGGGAGUUGAUUCAUCUGAUCGAGUUACUUCAGCAAAUAUAGAUGAACGGAUUGAGCUUGUUGGAAAAUUAUAUGAGCAUACUCUGAAAAGUUCAGAGCUCCGAGAUGAACUUUUUGUGCAGAUUUUAAAACAAACAAGAUGUAAUCCUGAUAGGCAAUACUUGCUCAAAGCAUGGGAGUUGAUGUAUUUGUGUGCUUAUUCCAUGCCUCCUAGUAAGGACAUUGGUGGAUAUCUAUUAGAGUAUGUUCAUAUUGUGGCCCAUGGUGUGGGUAUUGAUUCCGAGGUUCGAGUGCUUGCAUUAAAAACAUUAAAUGCUUUGAAGCAUGCUGUUAAGGCUGGUCCCAGGCAUACAAUACCAGCUCGAGAGGAGAUUGAGGCUCUUUUAACUGGUCGAAAACUUACAACUAUAGUAUUUUUCUUGGAUGAAACUUUUAAAGAAAUCACGUAUGACAUGGCAACCACUGUGGCUGAUGCUGUUGAGGAGCUUGCAUGGAUAAUUAAACUGUCAGCAUACUCUAGCUUUAGUCUGUUUGAAUGCCAUAAAGUUGUGACUGUCUCUAAAUCACCUGAUCCUGGGAAUGAGGAGUAUAUUGGGCUAGAUGAUAACAAAUACGUUGGCGAUCUGCUAGCAGAAUUCAAGGCAGCAAAGGAUCCAUCUGAAGCAGAAAAUUUGCACUGCAACCUGACAUUUAAAAAAAAGCUAUUUCAUGAAUCCGAUGAAGCUGUGACAGAUCCAAUGUUUGUGCAGUUGUCCUAUGUUCAAUUGCAACAUGAUUAUAUAUUGGGCAAUUAUCCUGUUGGAAGGGAUGAUGCUGCGCAGCUGUCUGCACUGCAGAUCUUGGUUGAGAUUGGAUUUGUUGAUAACCCUGAAUCCUGCACUGACUGGAAUUCACUUUUGGAACGAUUCCUUCCGAGACAAAAUGCUAUAAAACAAGCAAAGCGGGAAUGGGAAUUGGAUAUUCUUUCUUGUUACCGUUCUAUGGAACAUUUGACAAAAGACGAUGCGAGACAACAAUUUCUGCGGAUAUUGAGGACACUUCUCUAUGGGAAUUCAGUGUUUUUUAGUGUUCGCAAGAUUGAUGAUCCUAUUGGACUUUUGCCAGGACGAAUAAUUUUAGGCAUUAAUACGUGGGGGGUACAUUUUUUUCGUCCAGUUCCAAGGGAGUAUCUAUAUUCUGCCGAGUUACAAGACAUAAUGCAAUUUGAUAGGAGCAAUACUGUUCUUUCUUUUAAGAUGAAACUUGCAAAUGCUCCUCAUAUAUUUCAAUUUGAUACCAAGCAGGGAGAAGAAAUAUGUGUUGCUCUUCAGACACAUAUAAAUGAUGACAUGUUGCGACGCUACUCUAAAGCCCGCUCUUCUGCUAGCAGUUCGAUUAGUGGAGAUCUUCCUCCCAACGUGGGAGUGCGUAGGAAAUGUGUUCAGGACUUGGCUAAAGCUCCUAAAAAAUCUCGAAGGAAUGUUGAUCAAGUGGCACUGCUGGAGAAAAAAAGCAUGGAAGCAAGGUUGGCCCAGUUGGCGGAUCUUAUGAUAGAGAAGAAUACCAAAAAAGAUUUGAUUGGGGCUGAUACCCAGUUGUUACAAAAGCUCCAAGGUGAGUUAAAACUUCGUAGUGAGGAGUUGCAUGCAGCAGAAGAUACUAUGAAUAAGCUGGUUACUGAAAAAAUAUCAUUGGAAGAAAUGAUAUCUGGACUUGAAAAGAAGAAAGCUGAUGAGAUAGGUUUUCUUGAGAAAAAAUUUGAGCAAGAACGUAAAGCCUUAAAGUUUCAAGUACUUGAACUUAAAAAGAGGCUUGAAGGGGUUACACAAGAGUUGGCUGUUGUUGAGUCUACUAUUGCUGUCUGGAACUCUGAUUUGGCUUCAUUGCAAAAUAAUCUAAAGGAAUUUUCAGAUACAGAGACAGCCUCUUCUGUGAAGAAUGCCCGUGAUGGAAGAAGCAUUCCUAGUUAUCUUCUUCCUGAUGAUGUGGGACCAUGUACUACUAGGAUCACAUAUUCUGCACACACAGAUUUGAGCGUGAAAUUCCAGAGCCACCAGAGCAGGGACUACACUGAUGCUGACCUUCCUAUUGCUCCAUCAGCCAUUGACGGAAGUGGUCAGUCAACGGUGGCGUUGGAUGGGAAAAAACUAGAACCAGAGAGCGAUGUUCUUCUUGCAUCUAUUGAAAACAUGCAGAAUGCUGGCACCUUGGACGUUUUACACAUGGAUGCUCUUGUUAGCGCAGAAGUUUCACCACCAAUCGGUGCAAGAAUACAAGCGUCAAGUUCUGAAAUGAAGGACUCCCUUGUUCAAGAAUAUCUUAAGGUUCUAAAUACCGCUAACAAGGAGGGUUUGAAAAGACUCAAGGGAAUUGGAGAGAAGAGGGCUACUUAUAUUCUUGAACUUCGUGACGAAAAGCCCGAACCAUUUAAGAGUCUUGAUGAUCUGAAAGAGAUUGGACUUUCAGAAAAGCAGAUACAGGGAUUAAUGAUAAAGGUUGCUGCAGAGCUCUUUAGAUAGAUUAUAUGUAGUUUAAUUUCUAGUUUAAUUUCUGAUAUGUAAAUAUUUUGUAGUCUGCCUACGGUUAGGACACUGGGACCACUAAUCAUGUUAACCAAAUGUCAA